AUGUCUGCGACGGGAGAGGGAGACAUGACCCUAGGUGGCCCGGACAGCCCCAUGGGCAUGGCGGGAGCGUGGGCCAGGGCGGCCGGAGCCGGCGACGGGGUGGGCAGUGAGUCCGGGCCCCACGGGGCGGCCGGCGUCCGGGGCGCCGCGGGAGGCCUCGGGGAGGCGGCGGGCGAGCAGGGGGCCGCUGCGGCGGAGGGCGGGAGCGCCGGGGAAGACUCGGACAUCGGGCCGGCCGAGGAGGGCGAGGAGGAGGCGGGCCGGGACCUGGUGGUGGACGCCCACCUGUUCCCCAUGGCGAACUUCCGCCUCAUGUUCCUGGACCUGGUGCGCUCGCUGCUGCACCGCGUCUACUACAACGACCACGUGCUCGUGCGGCCCCGCGCCGGCCGCCUGCUGCUAGGCCGACCCCGGCCUCGGGCGCCCGACGGCGCGGCCGAGCUCCACGCGCCCCAGCCGCCGCCAGAGGGGGCCGCUGCCCCGGCGCCCGCGGAGGAGGCCACCCGGGAGCCCCCGGAGGAGGCCACCCGGGAGCCCGCGGAGGAGGCCACCCGGGAGCCCGCGGAGGAGGCUGCCGCCGCUGCGGGGGGGGGGCGCCUCGUGGGCGCAGCCGGGGCACGUGCCGCCCGCCCAGCGCGGCCCGGGGGCGAGGCCGUGGGUCCGGGUCCCCAACCCGCCGAGGGGCCAGUGGGCCCGAUUCCGUGCCACCUUGACGGUUGUGAGGAACAGUACGCGGCCGUGGCGCAGCCUCUGAUGAGAGCUGAGACCACCCGGGCGAUUUCGGAGCCGCCGGUGCCUGUCGGCCGAGGCGGCGUUCGCGGGGAGCUGUUCUCUGAAUGUCUGGUCCCAACAUCUCUGUUGUUCUUCACUAAAGAAACAACUAAAUGUCGGUAUGAAAACGCGAAUGAAGAGGUCGAGGACGCUGAAAGUAAGGAAGAAAAAGAGAAGUUUAACAGAAAACAGGAAGGACCCGAAAAGGAUCUGGACCCAGCAGAGAGCACGCUGAGAAAAUCCAGUUGCGAGGAAUAGAAAGAAGAUGGAAGAAGAAGAA
Messenger RNA from Diceros bicornis minor, 1051 nucleotides. RefSeq names its product cancer/testis antigen 47A-like. The transcript has 4 exons. The record is from RefSeq and is a predicted model, not a curated record. Lineage: Eukaryota; Metazoa; Chordata; Mammalia; Perissodactyla; Rhinocerotidae. The coding region runs from base 1 to 1029 and encodes 342 amino acids.